UGGCACGCACGCAAGCAUCUGAACCCGUGUGGGAUCCGUACUCUCUUCCCUUUCCAUGGCGGCCUCAUCUUCCUCUACGUCCUCGUCUGAUAGAGAUCGCCGCAACCGUCGCCGGCGCCACCACCGCCACCGGGACAGAGACAGAGAGAGAGACACUGCGAAGGACCGCAAGACGAGCCGGUCUCACUCGAAGCGUUAUCGCAGGCAUCAUUCUUCCGACAGCGACUCUUCUUCAUCCUCUUUCGAUUACAGUGACAGUUCUUCUGACAGUGACCAUGAAGCUUCUAGUCAUUCAAAGAGACACAAACAGAAUGAUAGGCCAAGAAAGGACAAGGACAAGGGAAAGAGUCAUAGGCACAAACGUCAUAAGCAUAAAGUAAAAGAGAAGAAGCAGCAGGAUGAGAGAAGUAGCAGCCCUGUUCAGCUUUCAAAGUUUCUGGGGCGUGACAAAGAAGAUGGUGUUCGCCGCAGUGCCGUCUCUGGCAAGAAGAUUCUGUUGAAACUUGAGAAAUCAAAGGAGGACAAGUUGGCUGAAAAUAAAAGAAGUGAAUUGCUGAAAUUCUUGAAUGCCAGUUACGAUUGAUUAUUGAUGGAGUUAAAAGGUUGAAGUUAAUACAAUUUUUAAGGGGAAGGAAUCGUUGGUGGAGUGUGCACAGUUCAAGUCGAAGAUCCGAAGAUCCUUUGCUGAUUUGCUUCAUUGGGGGGUGGGGUGGGGUUCCAUGGUAUUUAGAGGCUCACAAGUCUAGGGAAGUCUGGUCAGAAUGUAUUUAAUGAAACCAAAGCUAUCUUUCAUGGGGAUGACUUUGUCGUCGUCUAUGGGAUAGUGACUUUUAUUUUUUUUAUUUUUUUGGUGUGAUUAAUAUCUACUAUUUGGACGAGACAUGAGAUUCAGGCCUUGAGAAGCAAAGAUUUUAUUUGGUCACCAGUUUGGUGAAAAUGUUUGAAUUAA
This is a messenger RNA of Diospyros lotus (date-plum), 949 nucleotides long. RefSeq lists its product as uncharacterized. The record is from RefSeq and is a predicted model, not a curated record. NCBI's taxonomy places the organism in Eukaryota, Viridiplantae, Streptophyta, Magnoliopsida, Ericales, Ebenaceae. Bases 56 to 583 code for a protein of 175 amino acids. The transcript is spliced from 6 exons.